Molecule: messenger RNA, 1349 nt
Organism: Neocloeon triangulifer
Lineage: Eukaryota; Metazoa; Arthropoda; Insecta; Ephemeroptera; Baetidae
Product: phospholipase A1-like
Exons: 7
Coding region: 7-1224 (405 amino acids)
Molecular function (GO): lipase activity
Source: RefSeq, a predicted model, not a curated record
UGCAAAAUGUAUUAUAAGAGCACCGAAAAUCCCGUUAAGGAGAAUAUCGGCGGUAUAAAAGAAGGACCGCAGCAUCCAGGGCACGCACUCUGCUCUCGGCGCACCAUGGCCAAAUUGGUGCUCACAUUUGCUGCGCUCGCCGCCGUCGCCUUCCUCGCAGUUUUCGCCGAGGAGGACGUGCACGACAUUUCGACCUUCAAACUGGGCGAGGGCCCCGUCGAGGAGGCCCUGGCCGAGGGCGAAACCGAAGCUCCUGAGACUGAAGCACCCCCUGCUGCCGCCGCCGAACUCCCCAACUUGGGCAAUCUUUUCAACUGCGUCAGAAAGAAGCCCACCCUCACCUGCCCGGACAAUGACAUCCAGUACUAUUUGUACAGCGGUGAGGCGAAGAAAGUGAAGAUCGACGUGACCUCUGAGGAGUGGUUCGCGAAAAGCGGCUUCGACAGCGAAAAGCCCACCGUGUUCCUAUUCCACGGCUACCAGGGCGGCGAGAACGUGAUGCCCACCGUCAUCCUCAGAGAUGCCUACAUCAAGAACGGUUCCUACAACUUGAUCACCGCCGACUACCCGACUUUGGUAAAGGAGCGUUGCGACCGCGCCGCCCAGCAAAACGCCGAGCCCAUCGCCAAGUGCACGGCCGCCGUCUUCGACUACUUCCAGCAACGCGGCGUGGCCACCGAGGAAUUCACCUGCGUCGGUUUCAGUCUGGGCGCCCACAUUUGCGGUCUCGUCGCCAACUUUAUCCCCAAAAAGAUGAGCAGGAUUGUUGCUCUUGACCCUGCCGGUGCUCGUUUCAACCGCCGAAACACCAACAAGAGAUUGGAUGAGGCUGACGCUGAAGUCGUCCACGCCGUCCACACCGACACGAGACGCUACGGCGAGGGUGAAGUUGUUGGAAAGGCCGACGUCUGUGUCAACAAUGGAAAGCAGCCUGCUUGCAAGGAUGCGCAAAACCGUCAGUUGUGCAGCCACGCUUCGUCGGUGUGCUACUUUUCCGAGUCUCUGUUCCCCGGUCACGAACGCAAGGCGGAACCCUGUUUGAACCGCUGCCCCCAACCCCUGCGGGGCACCAAGCGUGAGGCCGAGCCCGUCAUCUUCGGCGCUUCCAUGGACGAGAGCGCCACGGGAAUGUAUUGUUUGAACACCGAAGACGCACCCUACUGCGCUGUGGCCAGGGACGCCGAAUUCGGCGACCUCAGGUGCUGCAUCAAGAUCAAGAAAUAGAAGAUUUUUUAUUAUUAUUCUGCAGAUAUUUAUUGAACACCCACCUCAGAGUACCAAUGUUGUAUAAUUGUUGUUAGUGAACUUUUUGUCAAUAAUAAAAAUAGCGUUUGUUUUGUAAAAAAAAA